Messenger RNA from Physcomitrium patens, 1371 nucleotides. Lineage: Eukaryota; Viridiplantae; Streptophyta; Bryopsida; Funariales; Funariaceae. The record is from RefSeq and is a predicted model, not a curated record.
AUGGAACCAUGGACUUCCCUUGUUCCAGAGAUAACUGAGAAACAAGUCGAAGAUGUCUUCAAAAACAUUGAUCCAAGAACCAUCAUCGAUCAACUAGAACCAGUGGUACUCAAACAGAACCUUAGACUUGAUCAACAAGAAGAGGACAUCAUCCGAGGAUCAACACUCGAAGAAGAAGCAGAAGACAACCCACAAGAAGAAGGUCAACAAGAAGAAGAGCCAGAAGAAGAAGAAAGGGAAGAGCAGACCAAUCCAGUACUUUCGAAUUUAUUCCCUUCAUCUUUCCUAACAGCUCUUCCACCUUCGACAAAAGGGAAGCAACCACCCAGUGUGGCGACCCCAGUUUCAAUACCGGCGCCACCACCUCCACCUCCACCUCAUCCACCGGCGUUAGCUCGUCAUAACCCAAAGACUUCAAUGGCGUCCAACCCAAUCACCAAGCAGACAUACAUAAAAUUCCGAGGAGGGUCCGAUGAAGAAGAUGACGAUUACCAAGAUGCAGAUAACUUCAUUAAGAAAUUUGAAUCUAUCUCGUUUGCUAAUAAGGAGCAUGCAGAAGAUGAUCGAAAACGAAUCUUCCCUGAUCUUCUUCGAGAUCAUGUGAGGAAUUGGUGGACACACGUCAGUAAAGAUGUAACAAACGUCAACACCUGGGAUAAAAUUAAAGACGCUUUUUUAAAGCGAUUUAGGGAGGUGGGCUAUGAGCGAAACGUAUGGACCCGUCUUAGUCACAUAAGACGAAGAAAAAAAGAGAAACUUCGGAAUUACAAAGAACGAUUUCAAGUACUCAUUGAUAGAGCUGGAGGACUUCGAUCUAGGACCAAUACGGGUCAAAUUUCUGAAGCCCAAGCCACAGAUCACUUCAUAAGCGGGUUGGAAGACCCGAUUCGAUUGUUCUGCAGAGAAAUACAAAAUACCCCUCCUACUUUGGACAAUGCCAUCAGUAGUGCCAAGAUAUAUGAAACGGCACAUUACAAGAAGGAAUCGUGCGGAAGGGAGAAGAAGCGUUCGAAGAAGAAGAAGAGAAGGUCAAGCUCUUCUUCAAGCUCGUCGACAUCUUUAGACUCAUCGAGCUCUUCCUCGUCAUCUUUCGAAGAAGACACUAGAAAGGCCUCACACAAGAUGAAAGAAAAGAGAAAGAAAGAUAGGAAGAAAGAAGAAACGACACCCAGACCUAGCACUCCAAAGAAAGAAGAUCCUAUGGAUACUCUUCGGAAGGAAAUGGCUGAGUUGAAGAUACAGGUGGUUGGUACUCAACCCCCUAGACCAAAACCUUCCUAUCAGCGGCCUAACGUUUGGUGUACCAUUUGUCAGAAACCAGGUCAUACAGCGAGUGAAUGUUAUUCCAAUCGACCUUCGUAUCCUGUAUAA